UGUAGAAGCUUCUGUUUAUUGGUUACUAGAUCACAAGCCCGACCCGUUUUUCUGCUUUUGGCACUCAGUCAAGUCCACACAUUAGAUCCUCCCCCAGCUCCGCAGCCCAGAUUCCCGUCCCCAACGCGCCUCCUUUCCAGCUUCAUCCGAAUCCAUCCAGGCGCAGCCCUGCCUCAGACGCACAGCCCUGCGGGACCCGCAAGCGCUCUAGCAGCUCUGCCCACGAGUCCUGGAGCUCCCGGGACUUGAGCUCAGGACCCGCUCCAGUGCCGUGGGCCGGGCGGGCGUGCGGAAGCCGGAUCCAGCUUUCCCCUCAAUUCACCCUGGGUGGAUCCGGUCUGCACACUCUGGACUUCAGCAGACUCUGGACUGCGGGUUGUGGGGUCGGGUGGCCAGGGACGCCGGGGCUGGAGCCCUGGGUCCUUCUGGCCUCGGCACAAACCGCCUUGGAACGCAGACUCCAGGACGCCAUGGGCUGAACCUGCUGGGUGGUCCUGCCUGGAUCCCGCCUCACCAUGGGACUGUGCGGGCGGUCAGAGCUGGGCUGGAGAAGCUCGGGUGGACGCUGUGACACUUAGGGCACAGCCAGGAGGCUGCGAGGAGCCAGGCCGGUGUUGGAAGAGACCAGGUGAGAUUUCAUUCUGCAAACCACUGUGUUACUUCUGUUGGUACACGCUGUGAAGAUAUUUUGUUAGAGACAGAGUUCAGUCCGAAACAAACAAGUGUACCUUUUCUGGAGCCGGCCAUGUGCCAGCGUUCCUGGCGGCGUACCGAGGGCAGGGCCCGCAUUCUCAGCUGGAGAUGCUCCCGGGGUGGAGACUGUGCUCCCGGGUGGAGACAGUAUCCGGGCACUGGACCUGUGGUGAUGCUGAGGGCAGCGGGCGUCCGUCCAGUGGUCACAGGGCCCCGGGCUGGAAGCGCGGGCGCUUCUCGCCUGAGCUCAGAAGUUGUGGGACUUGCCCUCCUAGGGCUCCGUGGGCAUCCCGCAGCGCCCGGAACCUGCGCCGACAGCCUCCACAGAACCUGGGGUCCCAGCUGGAGCCAGCGUGGAGGGCGGGCGGAUUUGCCACCGGAGUCGGAGCUGGGUCUGAGAAGAGUGGGAGGCCGCCGCGUGAUGCUGGAGGCCAUAGGCACAGCCUGAGGGGGCCAGACGAUGGGAGGAGGAAGUGGGUCUUCACACAACUCUAUGACAAAGGCCUUGUGUAUAGGGGCGUGAAAGUCAUGCCCUUCUCCACUGCAUGCAGCACUCCACUCUCCAACUUUGAGUCACACAAGAAUUACAAGGAUGUUCAGCAUCCUUCAGUAUUUGUAACUUUCCUUUUGGAGGAAGAUGAAAAUACAUCAUUAGUUGCAUGGACAACCACUCCUUGGACUCUACCUAGCAACCUUGCCCUAUGUGUUAAUCCAGAAACACAGUAUGUGAAGAUUAAAGAUGUUGCUAGAGGAAAACUGUUCAUUUUAAUGGAAGCCAGAUUAUCGGCCUUCUAUAAGAGAGUGACUAUGAAAUCCUUGAAAGGUUUCCUGGUGCCUCUCUCAAAAGCAAGAAAUACAAGCUUUUAUUCAACUACUUCAUUAAGCAUGAGAACUGAAGAACCUCUUCAUAGUGGCUUUGUGUCCAUCAGGAGCUAUCAUACCAAUUGUUUUUCACCUCCUGCAGAAGAAAAUGAGUUCAAGUGCAUCUCUAGUGAUUUGGUGACAGAAAAAAAAUGGUACUGCAGAUCAGUGCUACAAACUGUGGAUAAAUAUGACGUGAAGAACAAGGCAGAGACAAGCUCUGUUGGGGAUGAGUAA
Molecule: messenger RNA, 1791 nt
Organism: Nannospalax galili (Upper Galilee mountains blind mole rat)
Lineage: Eukaryota; Metazoa; Chordata; Mammalia; Rodentia; Spalacidae
Product: probable isoleucine--tRNA ligase, cytoplasmic
Exons: 7
Coding region: 802-1791 (329 amino acids)
Biological process (GO): isoleucyl-tRNA aminoacylation
Molecular function (GO): isoleucine-tRNA ligase activity; ATP binding; aminoacyl-tRNA deacylase activity
Source: RefSeq, a predicted model, not a curated record